AUGGCGCCUUCCAAUCCUCUCGCAAACUGGGAGAAGAUUGGAGACAGCUUCUAUCGCAAGAUUGCCGUCUAUGACGCCAUCUUUGAGGAAGACGUGGAAUUGGAGAACUACAUCGCCGUAGGCGCCCCUUACGGCGGAGCUAUUGGUAGGAGUGCAAUCUUCGAAUUCGGUCUUGAACUAACCGUGAAUCUGUUAGCAAUCUAUCGCGAUGAAAGCAAGCCAUUUAGGCUGCGCGACGCUGGGUCCUCUCGGUCAACGAUCGACAUUUAUUCCUCCUCUGGACAGCCGAUUAAUCGCAUUAAUUGGGAACAAGCUACUAUCCGCGGAUUAGGCUGGUCCGACAAGGAAGAGCUCCUGAUUGUCUCCGAGGAUGGCACCGUACGCCGUUACUUCGGCCUGGACGGCGAGUUUACUUCUUUCUCGCUUGGAAACAGCGCCGAAGAAUAUGGCGUGAGAGCUUGCCAGUUCUGGGCCUCAGGCCUCGUGGCAUUACUUUCUAAUAACCAGUUGAUCGCUGUGUCCAAAUAUGAUGAACCGCGUCCACGGCUCUUGGCACCUUGCCCAGAAGGCGAGGUAUCAUCUUGGGCCUUGAUUCCACCAGCACAAACUCUAUCUCGUUCCGUCGAGGUCCUCCUGGCUGUCGACAAGACGGUCUUCUCUGUUGACUCAACAGAAGCAGAAGACAAGAUCCUGCAAGACGGUCCUUUCAAACACGUCAGUGUGUCUCCCACUGGACAAUUUGUCGCACUCUUCACUGCCGAAGGGAAAUUAUGGGUUGUUAGUAAUGACUUCCAAAACAAGUUCAGCGAAUACGACUCGAAGUCUCGCGUUCCCCCAAGCACAGUGAAUUGGUGUGGUGAUGAUGCAGUGGUUCUUGCAUGGGAAGAUGAAAUUCAUCUCGUUGGACCAAACGGGGCCGCAUCAAAAUACUAUUAUGACGGCCGAGUUCAUGUUAUACCUGAGUUUGAUGGAGUUCGUCUUCUCACGAAUGAUACAUGCGAGUUCCUACACAAGGUUGCCGGUGUCACUGAAGAGAUAUUCCGUCUGGGCUCAUCUUCCCCUGCUUCAGUACUGCUGGAUUCAGUAGAUCAGCUUGAGAAGAAAUCACCCAAAGCCGACGAGAACAUUCAAAGAAUUCGAUCAAGUUUACCAUCUGCGGUGGACACUUGUAUCAAAGCAGCAGGUCAAGAAUUCGAUGCUUAUUGGCAGAAGCGCCUUCUCAAAGCUGCCUCAUUUGGAAAAUCUGUGCUCGAACUCUACAACAGUGACGAGUUCGUGGAAAUGACAGAAAAGCUACGAGUUCUGAAAGCAUUGAGAGACUAUAAGAUUGGCUUACCUCUGUCUUACGAGCAAUACCUGCGCCUUUCACCGGAGGGCCUCAUAGAACGAUUGAUUAGUCGACACGAUUACUUGCUCGCGAUUCGAGUUUCUGAGUACUUGCAGAUUCCAGCUGACAAGAUUUAUGUCCACUGGGCAAGCCAAAAAGUCAAAGUCUCGACAGUCGAUGAUGAGGCUGUCUGCAAGCUCAUUGUCCAAAGGCUCGAAAACAAGCCUGGAAUCUCUUUCGAGGCUAUCGCCCAGGCUGCUUACGAUGAAGGUCGAUCACAUCUAGCCACCCAGUUGUUGAACCAUGAACCACGAGGUGGCAAGCAAGUUCCAUUACUUCUUAACAUGGAGGAAGACGAACUUGCUCUUGACAAGGCUAUUGAAAGUGGCGAUGAUGACCUAGUCAACUUCGUGCUUCUGCAUCUCAAAAGCAAGCUCCCUCUGGCGAGCUUCUUUCGCAUGAUCAACACUCGUCCUAUGGCCUCCGCGCUUGUGGAGACAGCUGCUCGCGGUGAAGAUGUGGAAUUACUCAAAGAUCUUUUCUACCAAGAUGACCGACCCAUUGACGGCGCAAAUGUUCUAUUAACAGAAGCCUUACGGGAUGCGGAUUUGGCCCAUCGAACCGAAAAGCUUCAACUGGCGUCUCGCCUUCUAUCAGAUUCGAAGGAACCAACUGUGGUGCUACAUCAGAAAUUGGUCUCCGAAGCCUCCCAGCUGUUGAAAGCCCAGGAUGUGCUGGAUAAAGACCUGGCUGAUCAUAGUGAGUUCGUUGGUCUUAGUCUAAACGAAACGGUCUACAGACUCGUUCGAGGUGGUUACAGCAAAAGAGCACAGAAGAUCCAGAGUGAAUUCAAAAUGCCCGAAAAGACAUUUUGGUGGUUGAGAUUGAGGGCUUUGGUGGCCAAACGCGACUGGGGUGAACUGGAAGAAAUCGCUAAGAUGAAAAAGUCCCCAAUUGGGUGGGAGCCCUUUUACAACGAAGUUCUGGGCGCCGGAAACACAAAGCUUGCUUCGGUCUUCGUCCCGAAGUGCACCCACCUACCGCCCGCGGAGCGAAUCGAGAUGUGGAUGAAAUGCGGGAUGAUUGUGAAGGCGGGCGAAGAGGCCCAAAAGAGCAAGGAUCUCAAUGCCUUGGAACUGCUUCGAACGAAAGCCUCUGGUCCAGCAGCCACUGAGAUUGAGCGCAUGAUCAACCAGCUUAGGCCGAGGAAAUGA
Messenger RNA from Penicillium antarcticum, 2541 nucleotides. It is a transcript of the gene vp16, whose product is annotated as tethering complex subunit VPS16. Gene Ontology annotation, cellular component: HOPS complex; endosome; lysosomal membrane. The record is from RefSeq and is a predicted model, not a curated record. Lineage: Eukaryota; Fungi; Ascomycota; Eurotiomycetes; Eurotiales; Aspergillaceae. Gene Ontology annotation, biological process: vacuole fusion, non-autophagic; endosomal transport; intracellular protein transport. The coding region runs from base 1 to 2541 and encodes 846 amino acids. The transcript is spliced from 5 exons. Gene Ontology annotation, molecular function: actin binding.